UAACAGACUUGAAGGAAUUGGAGGAUAAUGGGAUUGUUGUAUCAAAUGAAACAGUCAAGGGAACCUUGUAUUGCAUUGCUGGAGAUAAUUUGGGCUCCCAUUGCAUCGGUGGAUUCACUGAAAAUUUCAGCACCUCAAAAUAUUUCUGUAGGUACUGCUUAAUAAACAGAUCUGACUUUCAGGGUGAUCCAAAUCUGUGUGGACCAGAGAGGACUAUUGAGAACUACAAUUCUGCUGUUGAUCGCCUCCAGACCGAAGAAAUGGAUAAUCCAGAGAAAAUCAACAUUCGCAGUGCCAUCACAAAUGUGAUACCAGACCUCCCAGCCUCAGUAUUGGAUAAUUUAGUGGAGACACUCCAAUCAUUGGGGGUAGAGACCAGCGAGGAUUUUCACUUCAUCCAGGAAGCUGAUCUGCUUUCAACACUGAGACCAAUUCAAGCAAGAAGAUUGGUAGCUGCCUGGAAACAAACCACACAAACCAAUGAAGGCCAUAGCCAGUCAGCAUUGUCUCCUCCAUCUUCCUCAACAUGCUCUUCAGUCAGUCUCUCCCCGUCGAUUACUGCUGCAGACUGGGUUGACGACUUCCAGAUCCCAUGGACAAAGUUUCCUGAAGGCUUGAUGCAGUGUUUAGAGAGGGGGAAAAGGCCAAGUCCAUGGCUACGCAGAGAAAUGGUCCGGAUUGUUGUUAAUUUCAUGAUGGAAGCCUGUGCCUCUCCCAAUACAAAAGCCUCCAUAGAAGUUGCCAAAAAAAUGGUUGCAAAGUAUCCACAGUCACUGCAAGAUGUCAUAGCAGGUGAUGUGAUUGGACAAGGAUAUCACUCACUAGUCAAGCAAUUACAAGCCCGGAUUGAAAAUGUGAAGCGGUCUUCAACACCAAGGAUUAAGAAGCGCAAACAGGGGUCAGAAGAGUACGAAACAGAUGAAAUCCCAGCUGAACAAAGGGCAGCUAAGCAGGACACCUAUGGUUGCAUAAAGUGGGACAUGAAAUAUAUGCCAGUGAGUGAGACACCAGAAAGCCAACAAGAGAAGACCAAAUGAAA
Messenger RNA from Osmerus eperlanus (European smelt), 1039 nucleotides. RefSeq lists its product as uncharacterized. The record is from RefSeq and is a predicted model, not a curated record. NCBI's taxonomy places the organism in Eukaryota, Metazoa, Chordata, Actinopteri, Osmeriformes, Osmeridae. The coding region runs from base 261 to 1037 and encodes 258 amino acids. The transcript is spliced from 3 exons.